Messenger RNA from Aspergillus fischeri NRRL 181, 1446 nucleotides. RefSeq names its product putative MFS transporter. Gene Ontology annotation, biological process: transmembrane transport. Lineage: Eukaryota; Fungi; Ascomycota; Eurotiomycetes; Eurotiales; Aspergillaceae. The transcript has 8 exons. The record is from RefSeq and is a predicted model, not a curated record. Gene Ontology annotation, molecular function: transmembrane transporter activity. Bases 1 to 1446 code for a protein of 481 amino acids.
AUGAGUGAGUCCAGACUCGAGGACUCAGUCGAUGCAGGCGAAAAGCCCCAUGUGAGUAAGGAUAUCACUCAGGCAAAGUUAGAAAGUCACGUCACCGAGAUUGAUGACGAGGAUGGGCGAGAUCCUCGGAAAUGGAGCCCAAGAAAGAAGCUUCUUGUGUUUAUCGCACUCAUGUCCAGCUCCAUCUUGGCUGAUGGAGGAAUGACUUGGGGUGCGACAUUAAUCGUGCCUCAAGCGUUGGAGUGGGGAGUCAGCGUUGAUCAUUCCGCAACUAGUAUGAACUACGGCAUGCUGUUACAGGGUGUUGGUGGUCUGAUGGCCAUACCAUUGAUAGAGGCAUAUGGACGUCUCCCGGUAUGGCUAUGGCCGCAAUUCAUCACCACGUUCAUGGUCCUCGGAGCGACGUUAUCCAACAACUAUAGCACCUUCACUGCCUUUCGCUCUCUCCAGGGUCUCUUUGGCACGAUCCCACAAGUGGUCGGUUUGCCGAUUAUUCAUGAUAUGUACGAGCCGAAAGACUGGCCUCAAAUGAUCAAUAUCUGGGGCACUACCUUCCUGAUCGGGCCCUUUCUAGGCCCUGCCCUGGCCGGAUAUAUCGGUGCCGGCAGCAAUUGGAAGGCCUCGUUUGGCGUCCUGACGGGCUUCUACGCACUGUCGACAAUCCUGAUCUUUCUCUUCGGAUACGAGACUUACUAUGCUAGAGGACAUCAAUGUCAGCGUAAUUCGCGCCUGCAGUCAAUGUUUGGAAUCAAAAAUCACAGCCUACCUGUCGGGCGCACUCUGGCCUACUGGACCAAGAUCCUUGCCAUAUACAUCUUCAAGUUCCCGCUCCUCCUGACCGGAAUCGCAACAAUGGUCAACUUUUGCUGGCCAAUCGGUAUAACUGUGACCGUUUCCACGUUUGUUGCGCAGCCUCCCUACCUUUUCGACACAGUCCAGUCGGCAUCACUGCGGUGGGCCCCAAUCAUCGGAGGCUUACUUGGAUAUGCAUUUGGCUACUGGUUUAAUGGCUGGAUUGAGAAAUCCCGUCAGCAGAAGUGGCGUCCCGAGUAUCGACUGCACGGUGUCUGGGUCGCCAUUGGAGUCAUGGCUUGUGGACUGCUCACAUACGGCAUGACCCUGAACUACCAUAAGCAUUGGAUUGGUCUCGCAUUUGGCUGGCUAAUGGUCGUAUUUGGCAUGAUCUCCAGUACAGUCUCGAUCACGGCAUACAAUCUGGAGAAAUAUCCCGACCAGUCAACAGUAGUCUCAGCCAUCAUCAAUGCCUGGCGUACAGCCAGUGGCUUCUCUGUCGGAUACUUCCAGCCCUCCUGGAUUGUGAAAGACGGGACUGCGGCAGUUUUUGGAACACAGGUGGCGGUAGUUGUUGCGGUUCUGAUCCUCACAAUCACCCCUGUCAUAGUCAUCGAAGGACGGAAAGCUAAACCCACCAUUGGCGAGGCAUGA